This is a messenger RNA of Peromyscus californicus insignis, 1339 nucleotides long. Its product is annotated as translation initiation factor IF-2-like. Lineage: Eukaryota; Metazoa; Chordata; Mammalia; Rodentia; Cricetidae. The record is from RefSeq and is a predicted model, not a curated record. The transcript is spliced from 4 exons. The coding region runs from base 1 to 1095 and encodes 364 amino acids.
AUGCCCACCUUCUUUGGCCAACUCCGGAGCCAGCUCAGCCCCCUCCUCCCGCGGCGGCGGCGGCGGCGGCCACUGCAAAGCCCCGCCGCUCGCCCUGCACCGACCGAGGCAGCGCGGAGCGAGCGGUCGCCCGGCCCUCGCCACCCCCGGCGCCGCGGCCGCCGGCGAGCCCCGAGCUCAGCGUCGCUCCAACCUCCCCUGCCGGCGCGGCCGGCCCCGCUCGGGCCUCCCCCCACGGCCCGCGGCCCCUCUCAAACCCCCUGGGCUCGCGACGGCUGCUCCGGGAGGAAAGACUGGCCGCGGCUGGGACCCGGGCGGCGCGGCUGCGAGCGGGGAGGAGGAGGAGGAGGAGGCGGCGGCGGCGGCGACGGUGGCGGCGGCGGCGGCGGCGGGGCGCCCGGUACGGUGAGCCCAGCAACGAGGCGCGGGCGGGCGCGCAGAGACGCCGGGUCCUCGCGGAGCGCGGCCGGGGCGCGGCGGCGGCGGCGGUGGUGGUGGCGGUGGCGGUGGCGGCGGCAGCGGGAGCCCAGGGACCGCUCCAUCACUGGCAGCCAUGGAGCCCGAGCAUUUUCCUCCCUCGGGGCAGGCGCUCGGCUCGGCACACGUCCUGGGGGAGGAAGGGCGCCGGCGCCCGGGCUGCUCCGCCGGGCGGCGGGACGUGCGCGGGAGCGGAGGGGCGAGCUCGCGUCCUCUUCUCCGCCCGCCGGCUGCCUCGGCGGCACCGUGCUGCUCCCGCGGCCGGCCGGGAGGGAGGGAGGGAGGGGAGGGGAGGAGGGAGGGGGCCGCGGGCGGCGGUGGCUCCUUUCGCGGCGGCGGCCAGACGGGGCUGGUGCAGCGACUGCGGCCGACGCCGUUCAAAGAAAUGAGAGUUACUUACAAUUAAAAUUUCCAAACCCAAAGAGGAGUAAGAAGAAUGGCCCAUCUGAUGGAGACAAUUCCUCGGUUGGGAGUCCCUCUUCCCAGGUAAGCCCCAGUGGCUGCCCUCUUCUCCAGGCUACCUGCUCCAGCCUCUACAGUGAACGCCUGACGCCAGAAUUGCAGAACAGACAGAUGAUGGCGAAAAGGAUGUCCCAGACCAGACUUUCGGAUACAUGAGGAUGUCUCUUUUGGGAAACGAUGCUUUCAAAUAGAACUUGUUUCCAUGGGUUUUCUUUUCUCCCUCCAAAAUAGGACUUCUAAUGGGAAAAUGUUACAUGCUAGAGUGUGUGCCUGAAUGCCAACCCAAAGGAUUAAAUGUGAGAGUUUCAGAAAACUGUCUGACCUUUAUUACAAUGAGUAGUUGCUUUGUUUGAUUACAUCACAUUAAAGUAUAGCAAAUCACUUGUCAAAAAAAAAAAAG